UGCGCGAAAGUUAAUUCCCACCGCCAUAUACCGCCAUAUUGUUUGCGGUAGUCGUGCACGAAGUUGGUCGAUUUGUACGCGGUCUCGUGAGUUUUUUUCUUGUUCGGUGAGUCCUUCGGGAAAAUUUGCAAACAUUUCGCGAAAAAGCAACAUGAAGAAGACCAAGGACGUGUCCGACGAGGACGAAUAUUCCGCAGACGAUCCGGAAGAAAUUGAAGGAGCUUCCGAAGAAGACUGGACUCCUGAGGCCGGGGUCGAGGGUGGUGCUAAAAAGAGGCCACAGAGGGAAGUUGCUAAAAAACGACAACAUUCGGAAGAAGAAGAGGACGAAGAAGAAGAAGAAGAGGAGGAGGAAGACGAUGAGGAAGACGAAGAGUCUGAUUCUGACACAGGAAAAAAGCCCAAAAGGAAAAGACGGUCAAAGAAAGAAGAAGAUGAAAAGGAGGACGAAGAUGAGGACUCUGAUGAUAAUAGCUUUAACGAAUCGUCCGGGGAAACACCAAAAGACUUCACCUCUGGGGCAUUUGUUGUUGCAAAAGCAGACAUUGGUACAAGUACGGAUCCAACACUGUGGAGGAUAGAUGGAAAAGCUUUACUUCAGAAGUUUUUACCUUUCAAAGAAAAUGGAAAGACAUUAUAUAAAAGCACAUCAACAUAUUCCGGAUGGUCGGUGAACAAUAAAGAUAAGUACUUGGCUGCACAGGUCACUUUUAAAGUGCAAAGUAGAACAGAGACAAUUGUUGAACUUCAUCUUGAUCAACAACAACAAGAAAUUGUGAAGGAAGACAAAGAAGAUUAAAAUUUAAUCUUCCAUUAUCUACAUUAAUGUAAGAUCACGGUUGAUCUUAUUUGUUUAUAUACAUUUUAAGGUAUGCUAAGAAAAAAAUACAUCUACAUCCACAUGUACACAAUAACACUACACAGGCAUAUUACGCAAACAAAUGGAUGCAGUUUACAAAAUGAUAUUCUAGCAGAUUCGUGUUUAAAAAUAAGAUUGAGUGGACCAUGGAUCUCAGUUCAAAGUUGCAAAGGGGUAGCUUUACGUAUAAUUGAUGGUUCUGUCAAAUGCGUAUGCGUGUUUCAAUUAACAAUAAAGCUACCUACAAGUGUGCGUCAUUAUUCAGUUCUUUGGAGGUACACAAUAUCCACUCGCAUUCUGCAUUUUAUAAUUGCAACAAAAGUCUGGACUUCUUAAUUCGAUCGCGUAUAUUAUUUUAAAAACGUUUAUCUUCUUGCUUUCUUUCUUUCUAAUUAUUUGGUAUACAAAUUUGGAAGUAGUCCUGAUCUCAAAAUUUACUUGGCCGUUUAUUGUACUUUGAAUAAUUAUACCCUGUGACGAAAACACGUUUAUUGACUAAAUCCUGCAUUACAUUUAGUCGUCGAGAUGGAAAAUGUUAGAUAUAGAAGGGGAAAAAAAAACAGUGUCAGUUACCGUUUGUCUUGUGUUCCUAUCGUCCUGUGAAAAUCCUUGGGAAAUUGUAUUGUUUUUAACUUUUUUUUAUUUAAAUUUCGGAUUAUUUUCGUGACCGCGAGUAUACUGAAUUUAUGUUAAUAGUAACAGUGUGAAUAAGAAAUUAAAUUGUACUGUCAUCGAUCAUGUUCAGUGGUAUGUCAUGUUGGACCUAGUUUUAUGGAUAAAAAUUAUGGUUCAUAUACAUGAAAGAAGAAAGAGUAAAAAUUAAUUGUGUUAAAUAUUUAUUCAAUAUUCCUGUAUUUGUACAUUUCAUCGUAUCUUCUACAAAGCUCCUACCCUGUUUGUAUAAUCUAUGUACAUCAAAUUUAUUGGAAUGUAGGCAUAUAAGGAAUAUAAUUUUCAUUAUAAGUUUAAACGUUUAAACAUUAAAUCAUAUAUUUAAAAAAUUAUACACAAAAAUAAUUUUACGUGAGUUCUUCAAGAAAU
Molecule: messenger RNA, 1900 nt
Organism: Colletes gigas
Lineage: Eukaryota; Metazoa; Arthropoda; Insecta; Hymenoptera; Colletidae
Product: nucleolin-like
Exons: 5
Coding region: 152-799 (215 amino acids)
Cellular component (GO): nucleus
Source: RefSeq, a predicted model, not a curated record